UAUUUGAGGGGAAUACAAAAUUAUUAGAGAAGCAUUAACUAACCAACCAACUCUGCAUCUGCAAUAACAGUCCAAAAGUCAUGGACUCUCGCCUUAAAUAAACAUCUCCGUGGGCGUGGAGACUCAUUUCAUCACGCAAUUCAAACGCACCAUUCUCACGCAACACGAUCAUGCCUUCUCUCCUCACCGCGCUGCUCAAAUUCGCAACCCGAUCCCUAAUUUUUGCAGUGGUUCUAUGGAUUGGACUAAUUUACGUCGCGGAAGCUAAUGGCGGCGACGUUGAAGGACAAUUGCUGCUGAGAGGAGUUAGCGAGCAGAGAGUGUUCGACUACUUCAAGCUCGCUCUCCAAUGGCCGGGCACCUACUGCCGCAAAACUAGUAAAUGUUGUGCCCAAAAUGGCUGCUGUCGAGGGUCAAAUAGCCCGACGGGAUUUACAAUACAUGGACUUUGGGCUGAUUACAAUGAUGGAACUUGGCCUUCAUGUUGCUCGGGUAAAAAAUUUGAUGCUACACAGAUUGCAACAUUGCGUAACGCACUGUAUAAGUACUGGCCAACUUUAAGCUGCAGUGAUUCAAAGAACUGCUAUGGUGGAAAAGGAUUAUUUUGGGAACAUGAGGUUGAAAAACAUGGAACUUGUGCUGCUUCAGUAACAGGAGAUGAAUACAAUUACUUUGUAACAACUCUUAAUUUGUACUUCAAGUAUAAUGUCACGGAGUUUCUGGCAGAUGAAGGAUAUGUAGCAUCAAACUCUGAAAAAUAUCCCGUAGGAGGCAUUAUUUCAGCCAUUCAAAAUGCUUUCCAGGCAACUCCAGAAGUUGAAUGUUCGGGUGAUGCUUUGGAGGAAAUUUACUUAUGCUUCGAUAAGACUUUUAAGCCUCGUGAUUGUGAAAUUAAAACCACCACAAACAGUGGCAUAGUUACUUCAUCGACAUGCCCCAGCUACGUCUCCUUACCAGUGCUUGCCUCAUCAAAACUUGGGCACAGUCAAACCGGAGUUUCACAAUCCACUCUACAAUCGUCCAUCUGAUCGACUUGAAGAUGGGGAUACGCAAGUCGUCGCCCUACGCCUAUCAGGUAAUAAAAAGUGCCAGGGAAUUCGUCGGCAGUUGAAACCUGUUUACAUGUAGUGUGUAUUAGGUUUAACUUAAGAUGUGUAUGAUGCCAUAUUAUACGUACUGAGACGGGAUUUUCCUGGUCUUGAAUACUUCAUUUUAUUCUUGCUAUUGCCAUCACCAUGAAAUAUGAUCUAUCUCUUUGGACAGUC
Messenger RNA from Salvia miltiorrhiza (redroot sage), 1265 nucleotides. RefSeq names its product ribonuclease 2-like. Lineage: Eukaryota; Viridiplantae; Streptophyta; Magnoliopsida; Lamiales; Lamiaceae. The record is from RefSeq and is a predicted model, not a curated record. Gene Ontology annotation, cellular component: extracellular region. The transcript has 8 exons. The coding region runs from base 171 to 1028 and encodes 285 amino acids. Gene Ontology annotation, molecular function: ribonuclease T2 activity; RNA binding. Gene Ontology annotation, biological process: RNA catabolic process.